Peniophora sp. CBMAI 1063 is the source of this 867-nucleotide messenger RNA. The record is from the annotation of a GenBank genome assembly. NCBI's taxonomy places the organism in Eukaryota, Fungi, Basidiomycota, Agaricomycetes, Russulales, Peniophoraceae.
AUGUCUUCUCCUCUCGUCUGGCUCAUCACUGGCACCUCGUCUGGUCUCGGUCGCGACUUUGCUGAGGCGGCGCUCAAGCGCGGUGACAAGGUCAUCGCCACAGCCCGCGGUCGCUCAAUCGCGAAGGUCGACGACCUCAAGGCGCAGGGCGCAGACGCUCUCGAGCUUGACGUCACUGCUUCUCUCUCCGAUCUGCAGGCCGUCGCCGCAAAGGCAAUCGCAAUUCAUGGUCGGGUCGACGUCGUCGUGAACAACGCCGGUUACGUCGACUUUGGGGCCCUCGAAGAGAGGACUCCAGAGGAGUCGGUAGCGCAGUUCAAUACCAACGUCUUCGGUGCUUUAAACGUCACGCGCGCUUUCCUGCCCCAUAUGCGUGAGCGUAAGUCCGGGUCCAUUGUAUUCCUCGGCUCCAUGGCUGGGUGGUUCGGAGCUCCCGGCUUGGGCAUGUACACUGCCAGCAAGCACGCUAUCCGCGCCAUCGCCGAGUCGCUCGCUGGAGAGGUCGCGCCUUUCGGCAUCAAAGUGCUGAACAUCGAGCCGGGGUACUUCCGCACCGCGCUCUUGCAACCCGGUAUGCGCUCGGAGUACGAAGCACGGAUUCCGGACUACCAGUCUACCGUUGGUCCUACCAACGAUACACUUCAGGCGGCGAAUGGAAAGCAGGCCGGUGACCCUGUAAAGGGCGCGCAGAUUCUUGUCGACCUUAUCCACGGAACUGGCGCGGUGAAGGGCAAAGAGUUGCCUGUGACCAUCGGGUUUGGGUCGGAUUACCACGAGGCAGUGAAGGCGGCAUCUGAAGGAACGCUGAAGCGCUUGGCGGACUGGGAGCAGUUGACGAAGAGCACCGAUUUCCCCAAGGGUACAUAG